AGUGACGCCGUUCUAGAGACUAUUUACUCAUAGCAUGUUCGCCGUUCCUUUCCAGUUCUUAACGCUGUGCCGUAAACACGUGGUUAAGAGUGUAAUUAUUGAAUUUAAGAAUGCCACUGGCUCGUGAUCUUUUGCAUCCUAGUCCUAUUGAGGAAAAAAGAAAGCAUAAAUUAAAGAGACUCGUCCAAAAGCCCAACAGCUAUUUUAUGGAUGUAAAAUGUCCAGGAUGUUAUGCUAUCAAAACUAUCUUUUCACAUGCACAGAAACCAGUUGAGUGUGAUGGUUGCCGUACGAUUUUAUGUACACCAACUGGUGGUAAAGCACGGUUAACAGAGGGUUGCUCCUUUAGAAGGAAGGUUCAAUGUUAAUUUUAUGUGACACAAACAUCAUUCUUUACAUUCGAUAAAUAAAUACAAUUAUACUAUAAUGAGUAUAUAUUUCUAUCACAAUGUGUGUACAUAUGUGUGUUUAUACAUGCAUCCCUUUAUUUCAUAAUAUUUUAUUCACGUCAUCAAUACUGAAAUACUUUUAUAAUGCUAUGCAAAUAAUUAUUUAAUGAAUACACAGAUUAUUAUAUGAUCAUUAAUUUUUUUUAUUUCUAAUUAUGUCAGAGAUAAUCUUAAUAAAUGUAGCAGCUUAUAACAAUUAAAUAUUAAUUUACAUCAUGA
Molecule: messenger RNA, 668 nt
Organism: Vespa velutina
Lineage: Eukaryota; Metazoa; Arthropoda; Insecta; Hymenoptera; Vespidae
Gene: RpS27
Product: 40S ribosomal protein S27
Exons: 2
Coding region: 111-368 (85 amino acids)
Biological process (GO): translation; ribosomal small subunit assembly
Cellular component (GO): cytosolic small ribosomal subunit; ribosome
Molecular function (GO): structural constituent of ribosome; RNA binding
Source: RefSeq, a predicted model, not a curated record